CUUUCCCGUCGCAGACAGUCAGACCUGAGCCAGCCCUACACAAGCACCCAGAGCUCAGAGGCAUCAGAACAGGCCUGUGCUCACAUCAGGCUCUGAGUCUCCCUGAGGAAUUGCAGCUGCUGAAUGCUUCUCCCUGUGGCUGCGGACCUGGAGCCUUUAUAAAGUGAGCGAGCACACCAUCCUGUCCAGUCUCAGCUGGGAAGCCAGCCAGCCAUGAGGGUCUACUACCUUCUCUUUGAGUUCCUCUUCUUGUUCUUGCUGCCUGUUCCAGGCAAUAGCGGAAUCGUAAGCGGGUUUCAAAAGGAUUAUUGCAAAAGAAGAAGCGGCCGGUGUGCUCUGAUUGGCUGCCUUCCAAAUGAGGAACAGAUAGGCCGCUGUGCCCUGAGUGGCCGAAAAUGCUUCCAGAAAAAGAAAUGA
Cervus elaphus (red deer) is the source of this 417-nucleotide messenger RNA. RefSeq names its product beta-defensin 103A-like. The record is from RefSeq and is a predicted model, not a curated record. The transcript has 3 exons. Bases 214 to 417 code for a protein of 67 amino acids. Gene Ontology annotation, cellular component: extracellular region. Gene Ontology annotation, biological process: defense response to bacterium; cell chemotaxis. Lineage: Eukaryota; Metazoa; Chordata; Mammalia; Artiodactyla; Cervidae. Gene Ontology annotation, molecular function: chemoattractant activity; CCR6 chemokine receptor binding.